AUGGAAGGUAAUUUCUACUCCUCAUAUACGAUACUAUUUGACGUUUUCAAACCGGAUCAAUUGAUAGGAGAGGUAUUUUUACACGGCGAAUCAAGCGUCAAGGCUGCAGAAUAUUUGGGAGUGCUAGACAAGAAACAUCUGGUCAAUUUCGGAGAAGAUCUGUUUGCAGAGCCCUGGACUAAUCUUGUUUUCGUUAAUAAGGAUAUUUUCACCGAAUUACCCAAAAAGUCUGUUACCGCAGGUGAUCUAAUAAGUUCAUUGAGCAGUCUUACACCCACUGAGACUCUAAUCGAACGGAAACUAAAGGCACUGAAGCUUCGCAACUCCAACAGAAUUGACUACCGCUUUUCCAGAGUUGAGGUUGAGGUCGUGGAUAUGAACAGUAUUGAUUUGCACGCAAAUGAGCCUCUGAAGGCCAAGUUGCUUGGCUAUGGCGUAAUCAGGCUCUUCAGGGACCGUGAUGACAUUCAGAACGAGGGAGGAGAGUCAAGGAUUACUGGAGAUGAAACAAUGGUUGCUAUAUUGGGGGUUCCGUUCUACUUCUCGGCCAGCGACCUGUUGUUGGGAUUCUUUGAUGCCAAUGUGAGAAACCAGGUGUCCCACUUCAGACUGAUACGGACGCAGGCUCCUAAUCGAUUUAUGGUCUUGAUGAAGUUCAGAGAUGCAGCGCAUGCCAGGGAGUUUGUUGAUAAUUACAACGGGCAGCCAUUCAACUCCAUGGAGCCAGAAACAUGUCAGGUUGUAUUUAUUAAGGAGAUACUAUUCCGUCCAAACAAGCACGACAACGAUACCCUCAGCACGAUACCAUAUCUCUUGGACGAUCCUUUUACAUCCAGCAACACAGCUCGGAGUUCCUCAUCACAGCUAAUCGAACUAGCUUCUUGCCCCGUUUGCUUGGAACGGCUUGAUUCGUCCGUCACAGGGCUGCUUACCAUCCCGUGCCAGCAUACUUUCCAUUGUCAAUGCCUAUCAAAGUGGAAGGAUGACUCGUGUCCUGUGUGUCGUUACUCGGCCAAGUUUGACGCACGCAAGAACCAUCAAGCACAUCAGGAGGAAAGGUGUCUGGUCUGCGGGACUACCGAUAAUUUAUGGAUUUGUCUUAUAUGUGGCAACAUAGGAUGUGGACGGUACGACUUGGGCCACGCUAUCGACCAUUACAAUGAGACUUCACAUUGUUUUGCUAUGGAAGCAACAUCGCAGCGAGUCUGGGAUUACGCCGGCGACAACUACGUGCAUCGCUUAGUUCAAAACGAAGCCGACGGAAAACUGGUUGAGUUGCCUAUACAUAGCGGGAAAGAACAUCAAUCUAGCUCCUCAGGAAAUGAGGACAAGGUUGAGAAGAUUGGGUUUGAGUAUUCAAAGAUGUUGAUCGCACAGUUGGAGUCCCAACGUGAGUUCUAUGAGAUGAAAUUUGAGGAGGCUAAUAAUCGAGUCUUAUUGGCCAACGAGAACAUACAGACCAUGAAGGAGCAGCUCAAUGAGCUUCAACAGAGUUUGGCAAAAGUCAAAACAGAGAAAACAGAAAAGACUAAAAAGCAGAGAGAUCUGGAACUGGAAAAAAAGUAUAAAGAGGAAGUCACACUGAACGAGGCUCUAUCGGAGAAGGUAGAGUAUCUCACGAAAGAGAAUCAGGAGCUAAAAGCACAGAAUAAGGAGCUGCAGGAGCAAGUUAAUGACAUUAUGUUUUAUUUGGAAUCGCAAGAAAAGUUUAAGAAUGCACCGGACGAAGUGAAGGAAGGUAAAAUUAUCACAAAGCCUAGUCGCAAAGCAAAGAAGAAGCGCUAA
Ogataea haglerorum is the source of this 1785-nucleotide messenger RNA. RefSeq lists its product as uncharacterized. Gene Ontology annotation, biological process: Ras protein signal transduction; protein ubiquitination. The coding region runs from base 1 to 1785 and encodes 594 amino acids. Lineage: Eukaryota; Fungi; Ascomycota; Pichiomycetes; Pichiales; Pichiaceae. The record is from RefSeq and is a predicted model, not a curated record. The transcript has a single exon. Gene Ontology annotation, cellular component: cytoplasm. Gene Ontology annotation, molecular function: zinc ion binding; ubiquitin protein ligase activity.